Drosophila miranda is the source of this 5544-nucleotide messenger RNA. It is a transcript of the gene CARPB, whose product is annotated as carbonic anhydrase-related protein 10. The transcript has 9 exons. The coding region runs from base 668 to 1651 and encodes 327 amino acids. Gene Ontology annotation, molecular function: zinc ion binding; carbonate dehydratase activity. NCBI's taxonomy places the organism in Eukaryota, Metazoa, Arthropoda, Insecta, Diptera, Drosophilidae. The record is from RefSeq and is a predicted model, not a curated record.
CACGUGCGGUAGUCCUUCUGGUCUCCUUCCUGGUCCUGGCAGUCUUUGGUCCUUUCGACCGGAGCUCGUAGAGCGCGUAGAACCGUCGCGUGUUGCUCAGAGUUUCAGCGCGAAUUUGUUGCAAGUGCAGCGCUCGAGAACUCCAGUGCCCCCAGCCUCAAGUGUUGGCCAUAAAGAAUUAUAUGUUACAUUGAUUUAGCACAUGAUUAUUUUUGUUGUUUUUGUUCCGUGUCGCCGCGCCUAAUCCCCGCCAGAAAUCCACGAAAAGAGAGCAAACGAGCGCCCCCCAAAACGAACAGGCCAUCAAAUUAAUCAAAUUAAAAGUACUUGGCAGUGCAAUUACGCAGAAUGGCGUUUGCCUUUUAAGUUUCAACGCUCGCAUUGUUCCCCGGCAGCGGCCGAAGGCAUCCCAGGCAUCCCCGGCAUCCCCGUCAUCCCCGGCAUCGCAGGCAUCGCAGGCACAGUGGAAAAACUGACGUUAAACAGGCGAACAGUCACCGGCUGUGGCAGCAGCAGCAGCCAGUUCCAGUUCGAGUUCGAGUUCCAGUUGCAGUUGCAGUUGCAGUGGCAGCAGUGCCACUGACAGUGGCAGUAAGUUACUGUGCAACUUUUGCCGGAGUCCCGUCGGCGCUGUCGUUGUUGUCGCAUAACUCAAAGCUGAUGAAAUAUGGAGCUGCUUCAGGUACUCUGCUGCACGCUCCUCCUGCUCCUGGCCCGAAUGCAAGUGCUCCUCGCCGUCAGCUGGGAGGAUUGGUGGACAUACGAUGGAAUCUCAGGACCUGCCUUCUGGGGCCUCAUCAAUCCGGAGUGGUCGCUCUGCAACAAGGGCAGACGUCAGUCCCCCGUAAAUCUGGAGCCGCAGCGCCUGCUCUUCGAUCCCAACUUGAGGCCCAUGCAUAUCGACAAACAUAGGAUAUCCGGACUAAUCACCAACACCGGACACAGCGUCAUCUUCACGGCCGGCAACGACACGGUGGCCAACUACGAUGGCAUGCAGACGCCCGUGAACAUCUCGGGGGGUCCGCUGUCGUACCGCUACCGCUUCCAUGAGAUCCACAUGCACUACGGCCUGAACGAUCAGUUCGGAUCGGAGCACAGCGUGGAGGGGUAUACGUUCCCGGCGGAGAUACAAAUAUUUGGCUACAACUCCCAGCUAUAUGCAAAUUUCUCCGAUGCCCUGAACCGUGCCCAGGGCAUUGUGGGCGUCUCCAUUUUGCUGCAGCUGGGUGAUCUGUCCAAUCCGGAGCUUCGGAUGCUCACCGAUCAAUUGGAGCGCAUACGCUAUGGCGGCGACGAGGCGUUCGUGAAGCGACUCUCGAUACGCGGCCUCCUGCCGGACACCGACCAUUACAUGACCUACGAUGGCUCGACCACGGCGCCAGCCUGCCACGAAACGGUCACCUGGGUGGUGCUCAACAAGCCCAUCUAUAUUACAAAGCAACAGUUGCAUGCCUUGCGCCGUCUCAUGCAGGGCAGCCCCGACCACCCAAAGGCCCCGCUGGGCAACAACUACCGGCCGCCACAGCCGCUGCUCCACCGGGCCAUUCGCACCAACAUUGACUUCAAAACGACGAAAACGAACGGAAAGGCCGCCUGUCCCACCAUGUAUCGCGAGGUCUACUACAAAGCGACCAGUUGGAAACAGAACUAAGACGUAACUACUAUAAUGGCCGUUCUGACGUAAAGACGUAGUGACGUAACGUAAGCGCAAGACGUAAUUAGCGUGCGGCGUGCAACAGGAGCUUCCACUAAACAUACAUACAUAUACAACCCGGCGAUGCUGAGGAAAGAUCGAGGAUUGCUGAGCAGAGCGGAGCGAAGAAAAUGGAGAGCGAAGGCGAUGGCGAGGGCGGAACGAAUACAUACACGCAUACAUACUCGAACAUGCAUAUACAUACAUAUAUACAUAGGAAGCCGAAUAAUAUUGAUAGCGAUUACGAUAACGAUAACUAUAACGAUAACUAGCAUUAAAUGUGCAACAUUUUUUUGUCUCCCCAAAAUCAAUCAGACUUUGAUUGCAGUCAGAGAUACUCCCCCUGGUUUUUUUUUGUGUAUGUGUGUGUAGCCCUAAAUGAAAUACUGCGUAAGUACGAUAACUAUAACGAUAACGAUAACGAUAGCGAUAGCCAUAGCGAUUACUAGUAAUCAGAAUUACCAGCAUAAUCUCUAUAACCAUAAUAAUAAUAAUAUAUCCUGUAUAUUUAAUGCCAGGCAAAAGUUGCAAAUAAGAGAUCAAAAUAAUAAUAAUAAUACCUACCAAACACACAAACACACACAAUAGCGAGAAGAAUAUGCAAGUAUUUGUGUAUGUAUAUGUAUGUGUAUAUUAAUAGCCGGAGGCAAGUUAUGGAAACAGAGAGAAUGAGAGAGCAUUAUGCAAAACCCACCCAAAAAAAACCCAACUAGACGCGCAUAGACUAGAAAAAGUACAUAUAUUUUGUUGUAGCCUUUUUUUGUUGUGCGUGAUUUAGGCGCUGCUGUUCCCGUAAUAGUCGUAACAACAAAAUUCUGAUACGAAACCAAUUUAAAUAUGACAAUCUCUGGAGCCAUACCUCUAUGCGUAAAUAUUCAAUUGAAUUUCGUCAAGAAUGGAGCUAGGAAAAAGUGUAUAUAUGCUCUCUUUGAUGGAGCAGAAGAUCCAUUUUCUUGCGGGUAGAAACGAGAGAACUAUCAUAUAUAUUUUCGGGAUAUCUUUCUUAAACUUCCGAAGGGUGGGGGGUUCAGCGUGAUAUUUCUGGAUUUACCGCUGCCACACAUUUAAUUCCAAUUUUCAAAUUAUGAAUUGGGUAUUUUUGUUUCUUGUUUUUGUUUAAUCUAUAAUCCCGAUAUGCAAGGCCGAAAAUACCCCCGCACGUUGGCAUGUUGCAUGCACCACACAAAUGCGUGCAUUUUGCAUUUUAAAUGCACUUAACCGCAGCAUCCACUACCCCCACGUAGCCUCCCAAUGGGGCAGCGGCAAUGGGCAAUGGGCAAUGGGGGCGUGGUUUGAGUUUUCAGUUUUCGGAAUGGGAAUUUAAAUCGGAAUGGGCAUGGGAGCGUGGGAGCGUGAGGCGUGGGCAUGGAACUUGUGUAACCGGGGAAGAGACCCACUGUUAUCAAACCCACUUACCAAAAGCACCCAGAGCCCAGAGGCUGCCCUGUCGCUUAUCGAACAGCAAAUGCAACAUGAAACCACAAAAUCUGUUGCGGUUAUUUAAAAUCACGUUUAAAUACGAAAGUGCAGCCAGUCCCGGAUCCCGGAGCCUGGAGCCCGGAGAACGAAGCCCGGUCCAGGGGACCCGCAUAAAAAUCAACUUUUUAAUGGCCGAAAGGAAAAUGAUUACGUACACGCCGCGUUGGCCCAAAAGCUGCAUAACUUUUUCCCUAAAUGGCAGCCAGACAGGGGCAGGGCAGGGCAGGGCAGGGGCUUCGGUCUGGGGUCUGGGGUCUGGGGUCUGACUCUCUACAAAAUCACAUAAUAAUUUGUAUAAAUAUUUGCAUUAUUUGCACAAGUUGACAUUUUUGUUGCUGGUUUUUGUUUCGUACUCUCGUACUCGUACAUAUUUUUCGCAUUCUGUUGAAACUCUUUCAGCUUUUCAUUUCAGUUUUUGUGUGUUAUUUUGUUUUGUUCUCAGCUGCUGUGCAUCGAGGGAUUUGCCAAUGGAAAAUUAUGACUUAAAUUAAUACAUUUCAAAUGGAAUUUAUUUCAGCAGCAGCAGCAGCAGCAGCAGCAGAUGCUACCCUUUUUUCAGAGUGCUGAGAUCUAUAGAUGCCCUACAAAUGCAGGAAGACGGGUGUAAAGAGUCGAAGGGGCAUUUAAUACUCUUCUGAUUCCCUCCGUACAAAUGCACCUUAAAGUUUCUUUCGUUUAUGAGUUCGGUUCGUGUGCAAGUUCUCUCUACUGUGAUCGCUCGAAGGGGUAUCCCGUUGCACUCCUGCACUCCUGCUGACUGCUGACUAAUUAGCCAGGCCAGUCCUCGCCAGGGCAAGGCCCAGUCCAUCAGCAAACUCAAUCCCAACUUUGGCUGACUUUCAAUCAAUCAAAUGGAAUGGUGCGGGGCGGGGCUGGGCUGGGCUGGCCAAACUGAUUUGCGGUGAGUUCUGCACGAAGUUAUGCUGCUGCUUCCACCAGCAGCCGAGGGAAGUGGCUGACCACUGCAUCAGGACGGGGCUAACCUGACAUAUAUUGGCAGGCAGGCAGCAGAAGGGAGGCUGGAAACUGGCAACGAGAGCAACCACAGAGAUUCUGAAUCGUUACUCUGUAUCGGAUGCGAAGCCUAUAUUAACCUAUAUAUAGUAAAUUUGUCCUUUAAUUCAUUCGGCACCACCAGGUGGCACUCUGCUCUUAGACCUCCAUUAAUGGCACUCCACAUACACUCCACACACACUCCACACUCCCCUCCCUCGCAGCUUGUGUCUGAGAGGCAUAUGAGUUUUCCCACCUCUGCGAUAUGGAGGGUGUAGCCCUGGAACAGGGUAUCGUCUAGUCUCUCUUCUUGGGCCACAGGAAGUGGCCUUUUUUCCGAUGCCAUAAAUACUGGACUGCUGCUGUACAGCAUUUACGUUAUACAUAUACUUUUUUACACCAUUUCAUUUCAUUUUCAUUUCAUUUUUCGCAUUCAUAUGCAGAUGCGAUUGCAGUUGGCCAUUUGGCAAUUUUUUUACCAUUUCAUUUCGACUAUUGGUCAUUUUGGUGAUUAUUUUUAAUAUAUUGGCCAUUGGCCACUGACCGAUAUGGGGAUGGGGGACAGGGACUGUAGACAGGGACAAAAGACAACAUCGAUCAUCGGAGGGGCAGUCGGACUCGGAGACCGGGGCAAGAGAGAGGGCUGGGGGAAAAUAUUGCAAUUUGACAAACAGACAAAUUCGUUUAUAUUCAUUGCUGAAGGGUUAAUGAUAGGGCAGAGUCGUUGGCCCAAGCAAUACCCUGUAGCUCAAUCGCGAAAUGAAGAUGAUAGAUGACAUAUUAAUUGAAUAUUGAUAGACCUUCAAGCAGGACAAGCUCUAUGAUAGUGCUUUUUAGGGUAUCUUUUAGAUAACCAUAUGGCUCUGAUGACUCUAAUAAAUUAUUCCCUCGCCUAAGUAAUCCCUCAAGUAAUGGGCACAAGAUAUUCAUGUGUAUCAUUCAAGUGAUUUGGACAUCCAUUUAUUGAUGACUAAAGAAAAGAUUCUCCAUUCCCAGAUCUUCUACUAAGAACAUACGUUACGUUCAACGAGUAAAUAGUUUGGUUAUUUCCACCAGAAGAUUCCACUCUCAGAUACCUUCCAGUUGAGACUUCCACGGGAGAUUAUCAUUUCUAGUUCUAUAAAAACCAGAAACAGAAGCAGAUGAGCAGAGCCAAACAGCCUUUGGGCUUAUGGAACGCAAAUUCCAUGACUGGUUAUGCUAAUGCCCCCCAAGAGCUGCCCCCCACAGGGCCACACAGUUGAUGGGAGGUAUGGCACAUGGGGUCUGCGCUCUAAUGCUGCAGUUGGGUUAUCGCUGUUGUCCACACAACACUAAUUAAAUUAUGGAAAUUAAAUUGAAUUGAGCAUAUUUGUUGUUUGCAGUUCAUAAAUUCCCCC